AUGACGCCGGAAGUGUUCAAGUACGAGGGUGCCGAAAAGUUAGUAAUCAGUUUGGACGAGUCCGUUUUGGUGGAACAAUCAACAAACGGAUUGAAUUGGUAAUAAUCAUUGCUACUGGUCGAUUAAGAAUCGCCGAUGGUUUCAGGAACUGGAGAAUCUCCAUCGACAAGCCGGGAGACCCGAUUUCUGGACAAUGCGUCUAUUUCUCGUGGCGAUUCGAGUGGGAAAAUCUGAAAAAGCAAAACAAAAAAACCAUCGUCGACUAUUACACGAACAAAUAGAAUCCGAGCCGAAGCGACAUGAAACUGACGGAUUAUGCGCAUUCCGGACAGUGGAUCGAGCAGAAGAUUGGCGCUGCGCGGAGCAUUAAACAGACGGAAGUUUCACCAAAUCGUUGGGUCUUCAAAUUCGAACUGACGAAGACUGAAAGUCAACUGGCUGAGAACUUCAAGCCGUCCGAUUUGCACUAUAGAAUUCUGAUUGUUGACGGAAAGAAGAUGCAUGUCAACAAAAAUGUAUGGUUUUAGCAUCAAAGCGCUCACAAUCAAAACAAUUGCAUUUUCAGUUUUCGCUUUCCACUCCGAGUUCUUUCGCGUUCUGUUCUGGUCGGAUUUCAGAGAGAAGUCACUGGCCGAGAUUCCGAUCGAAGAUGUCAACUAGUACGAUUUCGCCCGAUUCCUCAGUGCUGUCUAUCCGAAAUCAGUGCUGCCGACUGGUUAGUAAAUACAGCGCAGAUCACGUCCUUUUCUCAUUUUUGACCGUUCAAGCCGGAUUUUUUGCAGCCGGACAAAUUCCGAUGCUUCUGGAGUUGGCGGAUCGCUUCAUGAUGCUGAUGGUGACUCGUCUCUGCGAACCGUUUCUCAUCAAUACCGACGAGAUCACCGUUUCUCACAAGCGUGCGCUGGCCCACAAGUACCGACUGAAAGCGCUUCUGGAGCACUGCAAUAGAAUAGAGUGUUUCUGGCGCACGAGUACACCAAAGUGA
Messenger RNA from Caenorhabditis sp. 36 PRJEB53466, 985 nucleotides. The record is from the annotation of a GenBank genome assembly. NCBI's taxonomy places the organism in Eukaryota, Metazoa, Nematoda, Chromadorea, Rhabditida, Rhabditidae.